AUGACACGAUUGAUGCUGUACUGUGCUCAUGCUGAAAGGAAAAAGCAUCUCAAUCCAUCCCUCUUUGCAGCUGCUGCUCUCUCAGCUUUUGGUUCUUCCUUGCUUUAUGGAUACAAUCUUGCAGUUGUAAAUUCUCCUGCACAGUUUAUAAAAUCUUUCUAUAAUGAGACCUGGGUGGAGAGAUAUGGUCAGGAACUGACGAAGGACAAGCUCACUGUUCUGUAUUCUGUGACAGUUUCCAUAUUUGCUGUCGGAGGAAUGAUUGGUGCUGUUCUUGUUGGGGUGCUGGUUUCAAGAUUUGGAAGAAAAGGGACUCUGGUAAACAGUUCAGCACUAGUUUUCUUGGCUGGUAUCUUAAUGGGAUUCAGUCGGACUGCUAGGUCUCCAGAAAUGGUCAUCAUUGGAUGUUUUAUUACUGGAAUUCAUUCAGGUAUUUCCCUGAGUGUGGUGCCAAUGUACUUGGGUGAGAUUUCACCAAAGAACCUACGAGGGUUUAUAGGACUGAUGCCUACACUUUUUAUUUGCUCUGGAGUAUUUUUAGCUCAAGUGCUUGGUCUAGAAGAAGUACUUGGAAAGGAUGAAUAUUGGCCCUUGUUUCUCUCUCUGGUGGUGAUCCCCACAUUUGUACAGGUAUUGUUCCUGCCCUGGUUUCCUGAAAGUCCACGAUACCUUCUGAUAGAAAAGCAAAAUAUAUUUGCAACAGUCACAGCUCUGAAGUGGUACCAGGGUAAAUGUGACGUCCAAGCUGAAAUAGAGGAAAUGCAAGAAGAGCAACUGUCCCUUGCCUCUGUAGAUACACUUUCUGUCCUUGAUCUCCUCCGGGACCACACAGUGAGAUGGCAACUCCUUUCUGUCAUAGUGGUCAAUAUCGGUAUGCAGCUCUCUGGAAUUGAUGCGAUCUGGUUUUAUACAAAUUCAAUCUUUGAGAAUGCAGGAAUUCCAGCAGAUGAAAUCCAAUAUACAACAGUAGGAACUGGUGUUGUUGAGAUUAUAGCAGGAUUAAUUGGGUGCUUCACUGUUGAAAAAUUUGGAAGGCGGCCUCUCAUGGUUGGAGGGUUUAGUUUAAUGGGUGUCUGCUGUGCUGGAAUCACAUUGUCUUUAGUUCUGCAGGCUAAAGUACUUUGGAUGCACUAUGUCAGUGUCAUCUGUGUGAUUGGAAUCAUUGCUGGAUUCUGCAUUGGACCAGCUGGGAUUCCAUUUCUAAUGACAGCUGAGCUGUUUAUGCAGUCACACCGUCCUGCUGCCUACAUCGUGGGUGGAUCCCUAAACUGGCUGUCUAACUUCACAGUUGGAUUUGUUUUCCCCUUCCUUCAGAUAUCAACUGGUGAAUUUUGUUACUUGGUAUUUUGUGGGAUUUGCACGCUAGUUGCUUUGUAUGUUUACUUCAUUAUUCCUGAAACCAAGAACAAGACAUUUAUGGAAAUCAGCAACAUGUUCACCUCCAAACAAGCCAUUGCAUCUAUCAGUUCAGAUGCCGUGAAGAUGGCAAAGUUUAACGGAUACGGAUCAAUAGCAAAUUGCUCCAGUGAGUUUGAAAGAUCUCAGUGUUAUCCAUGAAAAAUACAGUGAAAAUUCUCCAACUACAUACAGUGAAUGAGGUUUUAAAGACAUUGUUUCCCUAAAAAGCUGGCAGGAAGCUAAUGAAAAAGGGACCGUUUCUUUUCUUUUUGUCAUUAAGAAGUGUAUAUCACUUUUGGUACCUCAGGUGUGAUUUAGUUUCUUGGUAUUUUAAAUAUAACAUUGCAAACGACCUCUGAAGUGCCACAACUGGUGUUGAUUUCAUCCCUGUUAAAAUAAUGGUUAGAAAGCAGUUUCAUUCUCUUCUCCGUUUAAAUAAAGAGUUGAACUAUAACCCAAAACGAAGACUAAACACAGGAAAAGUGCUUAAGAGAUUGUGUGGUUUAAUAAACUAAAACAAAACGUCAUAAUUUGAAAGUCCAUUCAAAAUCUCAAACUUAUCAUGAUACUAGGGUAAGGAUUUUUUAUUAGUUUACUGUUUAAACUGCAAUCCCUGAUUCAAUAUGUCCUGUUUAAUAUAACUCUGAGAAUCCUAAAGAUUGGCAGUAAUAAUCAGACAAAUGCAUACUCAGAUGGUCUGUGGAAAAACACAAUAAUAAUCACAGAAACAAUUUGUCCAGGACUAAUUCAGGUACAGCAGCAAAACUUGUUUGAAUACUGUAAAAUAUCAGAGCUAUGAGUCUGCUUUUAUAAAAUGUAGUGCAGAUUAUGAACUUAUUUUACUUAAAUUAUAUUAGCCAGAAGUAUUAUUGUAUAAUUAAAAAAACUUAGUUUCUUGACCUAAAAGUAAUUUCAUGUUGGAAUUAUAAAACAUAUUUAUGAUGUGUUAACCAGAAAUAGCAAUGCCCAAUAUUCAGGAUAAAAAUAUUAACUCAUACCCAGGUUAUGUCUGCAUUUUCAAAAUCUAUUAUACACACACAUAUACUCACACACAAAUAGAUGUGUUGUCAGCAUAGUCUAAUGAUAUAGUGGCACUAUCCUCAAUGCUCUGAGGGAAGGAAUACCCACAUCCAUGCAUCCGUGGUGCAGAAGGCCAUUGCAGGUCUCCGUUGAGGACACAACCUCAUCAGAGCCUGACAUGCCAUUUAAAAGUGAAAGUCUCACAUGGGCUCAUUUUGUGAUCCACCAUAUGCAACCUUUGAUAUUAUGCACUGUCUUUGAAGUGGGCAUGUUCAACAUAGGUGUGAGAUGUAGGGAAGUAUAACAGUCAUGACUCCUGUGUUGUUCUUGAUAUGCAUGCAGCACUGUGAAUCAACCAGCAGAUGUGCAGAUCUGUCAUCCAGGUGCAAACAGCUGUUGUGUAAAGUGUUCUGGAGCAGUUAAGUAUACUCUGUGGCAUGUGUUAAGACAUGCCUCAACUGUACUGUGAUCUGGAGUAUCAAUGCAAUGAGGUGUUGCGUUACUGCUACCAAAGUCACAAGUGGUGAUUUCUGUGUAACACAUUAUGACUGUCCUUCAAUCUGCCUCUGCUCGCCAUGCUGUUCAUGGCCAUGACAGGGUCCAGAGAAGAACUGGAUAUGCCAGUGGCAUCCCCAAUCAGAGGACACAUUGUGGAUGAACUGUUGGUGUUGCAUGCUGGUGCAUAGUUUGGCACCACUUGGUCAUACUCACAGACAUUCCUCAGGUUCUUUCUAUGAUACAUCUUCUUGUGGUAGCUCUACUAGAUCCUAUAAUUCAACCCUAUCCUUGCCAUGCAAUGAAUUCUGUGCCCGCAAUGCUAAGGUGACACAGUGCACUUUAUAAACAAUCCUGCAGUAGCACCCCAAACUUCUCACUACAAACCUGCUAGCAGUGGACUCUCGCCUUCAGUAGUGCAAAGAUUCUUGCUUUAGUAUUCUUUGUUAGGCAUGGACUAUGUUGCAUGACAUUUCUGUCAUUGUCUGUGGGCUGCAAAUGGAGUCAUCAUCCAUGACUCAGGGGCAUAUAUGCUAUUACAAGGCAAACAAGAAACAGCAUUAUAUGCGGAAUUCAUGCUUCCUGUAUGUAUAGACCAUUCUCUGCGUGGGCCUACAAUCCAAGUGGCCAUAUAAUAAAGCUCCUCAGAGUAACAUUUGUUAUGGAUUGGAUGUGUCUCACAUGAGUUUGGGUGACACAAGGACACACUGAACAUAAUGCUUUUGACAUUACAGACCACUGGCAAUUCAGAGCAUGAUGACCAUUCCUAUUUACAUGUCUCUGUCUCCUGGGUUACGUAAGGCCUUAAUAGCAACAUAGAUGCCAUCUAUGGUACCCAGCAUCUCAGAGACAUGAUAAAUACAGAAUGCCCACACAAUAUUUAUCCUGUCCUUUUCUACCUCUGGGAAGUAGAAAUGCUCCUCCACAUGCUGUAUCAGGAUGUUAAGGAACUGGUUAGUAUUCAUACAGUAAGAGGCUUAAGACAUAACUAACAUACCCCCACAGGUUGCUAGAAAGUCCCUAUAGUUAAGAUGGUCAAUGUUAUAUAUACCUUUGUGUCCAAAGGAAUGAGCAUACCACAUGUACCCCUCAAUUCCUUUCAUAGGGAGCAUAGUAUGACUGUGUGCCAGAAUGGAUAAGUGAUUGAUUAUCUACUAAACUGUCAGAUGGUGAUAUGUAAAUCCCUGUCUGUACCAUCUCUGCUGGCACAGGAGACCAUGGUGCAUAACAUUGCCAACACUGGCUCUGAUGGUGACUACCAAUGUAUACUGUUGAGCUACUAUUGCUAUGUCUAACAUCCUCCUGUCUUGUGCACCAUAAAUCAUGGUGCUUAAUCUAAUUUGAUCUGCCAUUUUGUGCUCCUAUAUUUGUAGUCUGUAUUGCUCAUUUUCAUGGGAGAUGUUCUUCGUGUUUCACUGUUGCAGUCAUCACAUUUGGGUUAUCUGCUUGCAGUAGCCCU
This is a messenger RNA of Protopterus annectens (West African lungfish), 4372 nucleotides long. RefSeq names its product solute carrier family 2, facilitated glucose transporter member 5-like. Gene Ontology annotation, molecular function: hexose transmembrane transporter activity. Bases 1 to 1557 code for a protein of 518 amino acids. Gene Ontology annotation, cellular component: membrane. The transcript has 12 exons. Lineage: Eukaryota; Metazoa; Chordata; Ceratodontiformes; Protopteridae. Gene Ontology annotation, biological process: monosaccharide transmembrane transport. The record is from RefSeq and is a predicted model, not a curated record.